Lates calcarifer (barramundi perch) is the source of this 3196-nucleotide messenger RNA. RefSeq names its product luteinizing hormone/choriogonadotropin receptor (gene lhcgr). Gene Ontology annotation, biological process: phospholipase C-activating G protein-coupled receptor signaling pathway; male gonad development; luteinizing hormone signaling pathway. Gene Ontology annotation, molecular function: luteinizing hormone receptor activity. NCBI's taxonomy places the organism in Eukaryota, Metazoa, Chordata, Actinopteri, Centropomidae. Gene Ontology annotation, cellular component: membrane. The record is from RefSeq and is a predicted model, not a curated record. The transcript is spliced from 11 exons. Bases 1 to 2166 code for a protein of 721 amino acids.
AUGUGGACAUCGCUGCCAGUGCUCUCGUUCCUAUCUGUUUUAUUCUUCUAUGGAUACGAGCGCGCUUCGGGUUUCGUCUGCCCAAUGAUCUGCCGCUGUUUCUCCGACACAAUCAGAUGCAACAAUGUGACAGAGGGAUCUACUCUGACGAUGGGUCACAUCGAUAGACUGUCUCUAUAUCACUUGUCUUUGCGCACCAUUUCAAGCCACUCCUUUGAGGGUUUGAAAGGAGUCCAGAGGAUUGAGAUUGCUCAGAGUGUGACCCUAGAAACCAUUGAGACAUUAGCGUUUAAUGACCUUCUCAACCUCUCUGAAAUCUCAAUCCAGAAUACAAGGAGUCUGAGGCACAUCAGCCGGAGGACAUUUAACAACCUCCCCAGACUACAUUACCUGAGCAUCUCAAAUACUGGGAUAACAGUUUUUCCUGACAUUACAUCUAUCAAUUCUCUUGAUUCAGAGUUUAUCCUGGAUAUCUGUGACAAUCUGUAUCUACUGGAAAUACCCCCAAAUGCUUUCAUUGGAAUGACAAAUGAAUACAUUACAAUGAACCUGUACAACAACGGCAUCAGAGAAAUACACGACUAUGCCUUCAAUGGGACAAAGAUAGAUAAGCUGGUGUUAAAGAAUAACCGAAACCUGAGAGUGAUCCACAGAGACGCUUUCAAAGGAGCCACAGGCCCUGGGGUCUUGGACGUAUCUGCAACAGCUCUUACAAAGUUGCCACCACAGGGACUGGAGUCAGUUCUUGUGUUGUUAGCCCAGUCAGCAUACGCCUUGAAGAGUUUGUCUCCUCUGCAGGGACUGUGGAGCCUGCGAGAGGCCCACCUCACCUAUAACAGUCACUGCUGUGCACUCCUGAGCUGGAACACUCACAGGGACCUUCCGAUUAAUCCUGCAUGGACUAAUGGUUCUAUACAUUGUGAUGAGAGUGAUCCAUCAGCAAGGGUUCAGCAUAUGAUUGGAGGUUCAGCAGAUUCAACUCUAUCUAUGGACAUGCCAUAUUUCUCAGAUGUUGACCUGUUUGUCAAGGAUGAAGUUUUUGGAGAUGUAAAUUUCCACUAUCCAGAGCUGGACCUCUGUCAGACCCGACCAAGUUUGGUUUGCACACCUGAAGCAGAUGCUUUCAAUCCCUGUGAGGACAUCGCAGGUUUCAGUUUUCUCAGAGUGGCCAUUUGGUUUAUCAACAUUCUAGCUAUCGCAGGUAACCUCACUGUGCUGCUGGUCUUCUUUACCAGCCGGAACAAGCUGAUGGUGCCUCGCUUCCUCAUGUGCCAUCUAGCUUUUGCUGACCUCUGCAUUGGGAUCUACCUUCUGAUGAUAGCGACUGUAGACCUGCGCACACGUGGUUACUACAGUCAACAUGCUAUUGAAUGGCAGACAGGGCCGGGCUGUAGUGCCGCAGGCUUCCUGUCUGUGUUUGGUGGGGAGCUGUCAGUCUACACACUGUCCACCAUCACCGUGGAGCGCUGGCACACCAUCACCAACGCUUUGCAGGUGGAACGCCGUCUGGCACUUACACAGGCAGCGAGCAUAAUGGUGGUUGGUUGGCUCAUCUGUCUGGGGAUGGGGAUCCUGCCCCUGGUUGGUGUGAGCAGUUACAGCAAAGUCAGCAUGUGCUUACCCAUGGACAUAGACACUCCUCUGGCUCAGGCCUUUAUCAUAAUUAUCCUGCUCUUCAAUGUGGGUGCCUUCAUUAUUGUGUGUGUUUGUUAUGUGCUGAUCUAUUUGGCUGUAAAGAACCCUGAAUUCCCCAGAAGAAGUGUUGACACCAAGAUUGCAAAACGCAUGGCCGUGCUCAUCUUCACAGAUUUUCUCUGCAUGGCACCUAUCUCCUUCUUUGCCAUUUCUGCUGCCUUCAAAGUUCCCCUCAUUACAGUUACCAACUCCAAGAUCCUGCUGGUCCUCUUCUUCCCCAUCAAUUCUUGUGCCAAUCCGUUCCUUUAUGCUAUCUUCACCAAGGCUUUCAGGAAGGAUGCAUAUCAGCUCUUGAGUGCCAUGGGCUGCUGCAGAAGCAAGGCCAAUGUUUAUCGAAUGAACGCCUACUGCCCAGAAAAUGCAGUCAAUAAUAAAUGCAAUAAUAAAGGAUCCCACAAUGGAGUGAGGUUGACUGCCAUGCCACCGCAGAGCCAUCACCUGAAAGAGGGGGGAGAGAUGAAUCUCACCUGAAACCAACAAGGAAAUGUAUAAGAGAUAUACAGUAUACUAGUCCAACUGUUUUAGACUGAUAUAGACUGAUACUGGACAAUGUGACAAGAGAGACUUGAAUAAAAACUAUUCAUGCUGGAUUUGGAGGCCAUCUGUCAAUUUGGCACUGUUGGAAAUGGUCAUGUUUUUGAAUGAGAAAAGGGAUCAUUAGCUUAUUUAGGAACUUUCUGAUAAGUCUGCUAAGUGGGUGCCUUUUCCUAUAAGUCUGACAACAGUUCAACUCACCCAGAAAAAACACAGGUCCAACUGACAACCUUUAUGAUGCCUCUGUUUAAUUAAGUCCCAGGGAGCACUGGAAUAGUUUUCCUGGUUGUUACAUGUCAAAACUUGUCCUGUGACCAAAACACCUAAGGCAUGGUGGACAUCAAUGGACAUCUACAGAAAAAAGCUACAGAAACAGACUUAAAUUGAACAUAAUGAACCUUUAAAAAAAUCUACAAUUCCAUCAUAACUUUUGCUGAAAGUUCGUGUUACAUGACGGAAAUAUAUGGCUCUUGUGGUGAUUGUUUAAUCAAAUAAAAAUCCUCUCUGAGUGAUCACCCCCAUCUCCAAGAGGCUGUUCCAGUGGAGACGUUAAUCUCAAUGCAGUUACCAAUUCAUGUUAAAUAAAAUGUUUGUUUUAUUCUUUAGCCAUAAUUUAUGUGGGCGGUUCAGUAGCCAAAACUGACCACGUGGUGGAGGAGUUUGACAGACAGCUAAGGGCUUUGUUUUUCUCCUUCAGGAUUUUAGAGAUCUUGUACUUAAAAUAAAACAGAUUAUUUACCGUACUGGUCAAUGUGUUGGUAUGUUACAUAAAUGUGCAUAAGGAUUAUUUAAAGAUAACAUUUGUAAAGUAUGUAUUUUUUCUGUCUUCGAGAUAGAAUAAGAGAAAAGAAGAUGUAAUAGGAAAAAUUACAAAAUAAAAACACAUAAACUCUCUUAAAAGAGUUCUGCUGAGCCUCUGUCAGUCCCGCCUAUCUGUUGUUUUCCUCCCGUAUUUUGGUUGUUUUCG